Molecule: messenger RNA, 3070 nt
Organism: Belonocnema kinseyi
Lineage: Eukaryota; Metazoa; Arthropoda; Insecta; Hymenoptera; Cynipidae
Product: histone-lysine N-methyltransferase E(z)-like
Exons: 11
Coding region: 221-2500 (759 amino acids)
Biological process (GO): chromatin remodeling
Molecular function (GO): protein binding; histone H3K27 methyltransferase activity
Source: RefSeq, a predicted model, not a curated record
AUGAAACUAACCUCAAAAUUGUGUGUGCUGGUGCUGGUACUACCGCGGUUGUCGCUGCCGGGCUGUUACCGCCAAAUAUAAACAGAGUGGGAAGAAGGUGGGAAGCUUGUUGGCGGGUUGGCCUUGUUCUCGAAUUUCCAUGUAUCCAGUGUUUUACCAGACGCCGAGGUAAGAGGUUUGUACUGUUGUCUACCAAAACCUGUAACAAAUUUUGUCAAAAAUGUCUAAGGGAAAAGUGUCGGUAGAAUGGAAAAAACGCGUAAAAUCCGAAUAUAUGCGUCUCAGACAAAUGAAACGUUACAAACGAGCCGACGAAGUAAAAUUCGCCUGGAAUCAAAAUCGCAAAGCUCUGACAGAAUUACUCGUUGCUGAAAGUAAACGUUGGUCAGAUGGCAAAGCAAUGUGGUUCGCAAUGCAAGAAAUUCCUGCACACGUUUCUUGCAUGAAAAAAGCCGAAACCACCAGCUCUGAUGGAGAAGUUCAAGCGUGUCCUGUAAAAAUAGUCAACGCUGUUACGCCCAUACCAACAAUGUACACAUGGGCAACGAUUCAACAAAACUUUAUGGUUGAAGACGAAACUGUUUUGCACAAUAUUCCUUACAUGGGGGAUGAGAUUCUCGAUCAAGAUGGCACUUUUAUUGAAGAGCUGAUUAAAAAUUAUGACGGAAAGGUUCACGGUGACAGAGAAUCAGGUUUCAUGGAUGAUUCUAUUUUCGCAGACUUAGUAAACGCACUAUUGACUUACGAAAAAGAUGAGAAAGAAAAAGAGGCUCCGAAAAAGGGAAAAGAUUUGUCUAAAGAUAAGGAAAAUAAGGAUAGCGAUAAAGACAAGAAAUGCGAAUCAAAAGAAGAGUCCAGUAGCCCUUUUCCGUCGAUGCAGAUAUUUAGUGCGAUUUCGAGUAUGUUUCCAAGUAAAGGCAGACCGAGCGAGUUGAAGGCGAAGUACAUCGAAUUGACUGAGAGACCAGAUCCAAAUGCAUUGCCACCUGAAUGCACCCCAAAUAUAGAUGGUGUGAAUGCAAAAAGUGUUCCUAGAGAGCAAGCUAUGCAUUCGUUUCAUACCCUUUUCUGUCGCCGGUGCUUCAAAUAUGAUUGCUUUUUGCAUCGUCUGCAAGUUUGUCAUCCAGGACCCAAUCUUCAGAGGCACAAAGGACCUGAUUUGAAGCAGUUCUCCGAGCCGUGUGGAUUUGAAUGUUACAUGCACUUAAAAGGCGUUAAGGAAAUGCUCGCAGCACAAGCCGCAGAUUCGAAAGAAGAUGAAGUAGAAGAUAAAAGAGUUGGACCCAGAAAGGUGAGAAAACAAGUUAGUGUGGAUUCUGGAAACGAAGCUAGCAGCGAAGACAGUAACGACAGCAACAAAUUUAGUGUAGCGGGCAGUUGUCAAGAUUUCAAGCAAAACGUCAACAAGGAUUCAAAACCUGAUGAAUCGUUGGAAGAGCAACGGCAAAUGGAGAAUCAAACGCCAUUUUCGCUCUUAGGAUUAAACAGCCAGCGAGUGAAAGCAGAUAACAAAACAUCGUGGACUGGUUCCGAGCAGAGUUUCUUCAGAGUUUUGCACAAAGCUUUUCCUAGAAAUCCUUGUGCUCUCGCUCAAACAAUGCUAACGAAAAGCUGCAGGGAAGUUUAUGAAUUUUCCCAAAAGGAAACUUCUGAUAUUCCUGCAUUAGAGACACUGAAAGAUUUUACACCUCCAAGAAAGAAGAAGAAGAAACAUCGACUUUGGUCUAUGCAUUGCAGAAAAAUUCAGCUAAAAAAAGAUUCUGGUGCUAAUCACGUCCAUAAUUUUUCUCCCUGCGAUCAUCCAAAUCGGCCUUGCGAUAAUUCUUGCCCUUGCAUCCAGGCUCAGAAUUUUUGCGAGAAAUUUUGUCAGUGCAGCAGUGAGUGCCAGAAUCGAUUUCCUGGAUGCAGGUGCAAAGCUCAAUGCAAUACCAAACAAUGUCCGUGUUAUUUGGCUGUACGAGAAUGCGAUCCUGAUUUGUGUCAGACUUGUGGAGCUGAUCAGUUCCACAUUACUAAAAUAUCCUGUAAAAAUGUCAGCGUUCAGAGAGGAUGGCAUAAACAUCUUUUGAUGGCUCCAUCGGAUGUAGCUGGUUGGGGAAUUUUCCUGAAAGAGUCGGCAGCAAAGAACGAAUUUAUCUCCGAGUAUUGCGGUGAAAUAAUAAGCCAGGACGAGGCUGAUAGACGUGGAAAAGUCUACGACAAAUAUAUGUGCAGCUUUCUUUUUAAUCUCAACAACGGUGACUUUUCAAUGCACGAAAAAAACUUUGUUUCAGACUUUGUCGUUGAUGCUACUAGGAAAGGAAACAAGAUAAGAUUCGCUAACCACUCCAUAAAUCCCAAUUGUUAUGCAAAAGUCAUGAUGGUUAAUGGUGAUCACAGAAUUGGAAUUUUUGCAAAACGGGCAAUUCAACCUGGUGACGAAUUAUUCUUUGACUAUAGAUAUGGACCGACCGAGCAAUUGAAAUUUGUCGGUAUCGAACGGGAAAUGGAAUUUCUUUAACUUCAAAUAAACGAGCAUCUUUUCUUCUAGAAAAUAAGAAUGAAAAUGAAUAUCCAGUACUUUGGUAUAGUAGAGUAUUUUUUAAUUUUAGGAGAUGUUUUAAAUGCAUUGAAAAACGGGAAUAUGUAAUAUUCGAAAAAUAGCUUUCAUAAUGAAUUUACAGUCAUGAAUUGUUUACCAAUUUUGUGUUUAACAAAUUUGUACAGGAUUUUUAAUACAGAACUAGAUUAUUUUUAAGUGGCUUUAGAUGUUCUUUCUUUCUCUGUUGGAAGGUGCAAGGUUCUGACGGACCGAAUUUUUUCGACCUCGUACGGGAUUCUUUUGCAUGUUGAUAUGUGUAUGAAAAAUUGAAAGUUAUUAACUUUUACCGAAGAUGUUUACACAUAAAUCUGCUUUGGGGGUAGCAGUUUAGGACGCGCGUAAUGUCUUUUGAAAAAUUUGUAUGAACAAGGCUUCAUGCGUUUCGAUUUUCAAAGGUAACCAUGUGGAGCGAUUUCAUUGGUGGAUCAGUAAAGUAAUUCCCUUUAUGCACCAAUGAAAUAUUAGCUUUUUGGUUCCAUCGGAAAUUUU